AUGCUUAGCUCAGUCUGCGUCUCGUCCUUCCGCGGGCGCCAGGGGGCCAGCAAACAGCAGUCGGCGCCGCCGCUGCAGCCACCCGAGUCCCCGCCGCCGCUGCCCCCGCCGGCGCCGCUGCAGCAGCAGCAGCAGCAGCAGCCUGCGCAGCCCGGCUCCGCCGCGUUUGCGGCGGGCCCCCCGGCACCCCGCGGGCCCGGGGGCCGGCGCGCCGAGCCAUGCCCCGGGCUGCCGGCGGCGGCCAUGGGGCGGCACGGCGGCGGCGGUGGCGACAGUGGCAAGAUCGUGAUCAACGUGGGCGGCGUGCGCCAUGAGACGUACCGCUCGACGCUGCGCACCCUGCCGGGGACGCGGCUGGCCGGCCUGACGGAGCCCGAGGCGGCGGCGCGCUUCGACUACGACCCGGGCGCCGAUGAGUUCUUCUUUGACCGGCAUCCGGGUGUCUUCGCCUACGUGCUCAACUAUUACCGCACCGGCAAGCUGCACUGCCCGGCCGACGUGUGCGGGCCGCUCUUCGAGGAGGAGCUCGGCUUCUGGGGCAUCGACGAGACCGACGUGGAGGCCUGCUGCUGGAUGACCUACCGGCAGCACCGGGACGCCGAGGAAGCACUCGACUCCUUUGAGGCACCCGACCCCGCAGGCGCAGCCAACGCCGCCAACGCCGCGGGCGCUCACGACGCGGGCCUGGACGACGAGGCGGGCGCGGGCGGCGGCGGCCUGGACGGCGCUGGCGGCGAGCUCAAGCGCCUCUGCUUCCAGGACGCGGGCGGCGGCGUCGGGGGCCCGCCAGGGGGCGCGGGCGGCGCGGGCGGCACGUGGUGGCGCCGCUGGCAGCCCCGCGUGUGGGCGCUCUUCGAGGACCCCUACUCGUCGCGGGCCGCCAGGUAUGUGGCCUUCGCCUCCCUCUUCUUCAUCCUCAUCUCCAUCACCACCUUCUGCCUGGAGACCCACGAGGGCUUCAUCCACAUCAGCAACAAGACGGUGACGCAGGCCUCCCCCAUCCCGGGGGCUCCGCCGGAGAACAUCACCAACGUGGAGGUGGAGACGGAGCCCUUCCUGACCUACGUCGAGGGCGUGUGCGUCGUCUGGUUCACCUUCGAGUUUCUCAUGCGCAUCACCUUCUGCCCGGACAAGGUGGAGUUUCUCAAGAGCAGCCUCAACAUCAUCGACUGUGUGGCCAUCCUGCCCUUCUACCUUGAGGUGGGGCUCUCGGGCCUCAGCUCCAAGGCCGCCAAGGACGUGCUGGGCUUCCUGCGGGUCGUCCGCUUCGUCCGAAUCCUGCGCAUCUUCAAGCUCACGCGCCACUUCGUGGGGCUGCGUGUGCUGGGCCACACGCUGCGUGCCAGCACCAACGAGUUUCUGCUGCUCAUCAUCUUCCUGGCGCUGGGCGUCCUCAUCUUCGCCACCAUGAUCUACUAUGCCGAGCGCAUCGGCGCGGACCCCGAUGACAUCCUAGGCUCCAACCACACCUACUUCAAGAAUAUCCCCAUCGGCUUCUGGUGGGCCGUGGUCACCAUGACGACCCUGGGCUACGGAGACAUGUACCCCAAGACGUGGUCGGGGAUGCUGGUCGGGGCGCUGUGUGCCCUGGCCGGGGUGCUCACCAUCGCCAUGCCUGUGCCCGUCAUUGUCAACAACUUUGGCAUGUACUACUCGCUGGCCAUGGCCAAGCAGAAGCUGCCCAAGAAGAAGAACAAACACAUCCCCCGGCCCCCGCAGCCCGGCUCGCCCAACUACUGCAAGCCCGACCCGCCCCCGCCGCCCCCGCCCCACCCGCACCACGGCAGCGGCGGCAUCAGCCCCCCACCGCCCAUCACCCCGCCCUCCGUGGGGGUGACUGUGGCCGGCGCCUACCCGCCUGGGCCCCACACGCACCCGGGGCUGCUCAGGGGGGGAGCGGGUGGGCUCGGGAUCAUGGGGCUGCCCCCGCUGCCGGCCCCUGGGGAGCCUUGCCCGUUGGCUCAGGAGGAGGUGAUUGAGAUCAACCGGGCAGAUCCCCGCCCCAAUGGGGACCCUGCAGCAGCUGCGCUUGCCCACGAGGACUGCCCAGCCAUCGACCAGCCCGCCAUGUCCCCAGAAGACAAGAGCCCCAUCACCCCUGGGAGUCGUGGCCGCUACAGCCGGGACCGAGCCUGCUUCCUCCUCACCGACUACGCCCCUUCCCCUGAUGGCUCCAUCCGGAAAGCUCUUGUCACCGCCUGAGACCUCGCGAGACCCUCGGUCCCCCCCUGCCCCUUCCCCCCAGGUUACGAGAAAUCCCGCAGCCUGAGCAGCAUCGCGGGCCUGAGCGGGGUGUCCCUGCGCCUCGCGCCCCUUGCCACCCCCCCUGGCUCUCCCAGGGCCGCCCGCCGCGCUCCCCCAACCCUGCCCUCCAUCCUCUAGCGCUCCCCUCCCCCCCGUGGGGGGACUCGGGGGUGACAGGGAAGAAGGUCAAAGGAGCUGGGGGUGGGGGGUGGGGAAAGGGUUUUUUUUUAAAAAAAAUCAAAAAGUCAUUAAUAAUAUGCAACCGAGACGACGACGCCAGCAGACACCCCCGGGCCCCUCGCCCCAACCUGGGCCUCCAGGAUGGAGGGGGAGGAGCCAAAGCCCAUCCCCCCCAACUCUUCGCCCCCCUAAAAAAGCCUUCUCAGGUCUCCAUGAGCCAUAGGACACCCCCUCCCAUUAACUCGUGUAAAUACGUCCAAACUAUGCCAAUUACGUUUUGGGGCACCCCAACUCUGCAUGCCUCCCCGAAUCUGGACCCCGCCCCCUCCAACUCCACCUCAGCAAUAAGCCGCCAGGGGCUGCAUGCUGCGUUUGAGGGAAGGGGGUGAGGACCUCCAGGGGGGAAUCAGGCUGGCCAUUAAGCCACAGGAGGGUCUCCUAUCCUACCCUUCACCGCAGGAGGGCAACCCGGCACGCACGGACUUAAAAAAAAAAAAAAAAAAAAUUAGCAGCUAUGUGGGGGAAGGAGGAACCCAAGC
Sus scrofa (pig) is the source of this 2963-nucleotide messenger RNA. It is a transcript of the gene KCNC3, whose product is annotated as potassium voltage-gated channel subfamily C member 3. Gene Ontology annotation, cellular component: dendrite membrane; voltage-gated potassium channel complex; presynaptic membrane. The record is from RefSeq and is a predicted model, not a curated record. Lineage: Eukaryota; Metazoa; Chordata; Mammalia; Artiodactyla; Suidae. Gene Ontology annotation, molecular function: delayed rectifier potassium channel activity; protein binding. Gene Ontology annotation, biological process: potassium ion transmembrane transport; protein homooligomerization; action potential.